AUGCCGAGACUUCAGAGAAGUAAGAAGAACAUCAGAAGACGGAACAGAAUUGUUGCAGGAUCUUCAAACCGAGUAAAAUUAUCAACAUUAUUUCGACAAUCAAACAUCAUUGGAUAUCUGCAGCUUACUCGUCUUAUCUUAACUUCCCUACCGAUCACAGGCAUCACAUCUUUGACUUCACUAUUUGAUGUAAUAUUUUCACUUGUCGCCAAGAAAUUAGGCGCUGUCAAUUACAAUGUAGGAGCUUACGCUAUGUUUACUGUUACUCCAGCAGCAUUACUACUAAAUUCACCACUUCUGGCAAAAGACACCAAUGGAGGAUACUCAUUUCCCGGUCAUCCAGUCAGCGUAAAAUGGAUAAAGUCUGAAACAAUCAAUACCACACAAAGGUCUGAGAUAUCUGGUCGAUAG
Molecule: messenger RNA, 411 nt
Organism: Acanthoscelides obtectus
Lineage: Eukaryota; Metazoa; Arthropoda; Insecta; Coleoptera; Chrysomelidae
Source: the annotation of a GenBank genome assembly